Molecule: messenger RNA, 1329 nt
Organism: Adineta steineri
Lineage: Eukaryota; Metazoa; Rotifera; Eurotatoria; Adinetida; Adinetidae
Source: the annotation of a GenBank genome assembly
AUGUCAUCGUCGUCCGUAUCUGAUGGAAUUCUCAAAUUUGCUACACAAUACUCGAUUUAUAGUGGUUUUAUUAUAUUUAGUUUUGGAGUUAUUGGUAAUGUGUUGAAUCUUCUCGUUUUUACUCAAUUGAAACAAUUUCGAACUAAUCGAUGUGCAUUCUAUAUAACUAUUGAAUCAAUUUCCAACUUCAUUUAUCAGUUUUCAUUACUUAGCACAACCAUGUUAACAUCAAUAUAUGGAGAUGAUGCUACAGGACGUUCUUUCAUUUGGUGUAAAUUAAGAUAUAUAUUGGGACAAAUAUGUACGCUCACUACAAUUUAUAUGAUAUGCUUCACUGUUGUUGAUCAAUUCUUUUCGACCAAUCAUCGUUUUAAUUUAAGACAAAUGUGUACAUUGAAACUAGGUCGAUAUGUUUCAUCUAUAUUCAUUUGUUUUGCGAUCAUUCAUAGCAUUCUACUUGGCUCUUCUUAUGAUAUUCAACCAACACUGGGAUGUGUCUUAUCGAAUUAUGUAUGGAUUCAGUAUUCAACAUUUUUCUUUUAUCCGAUUUUAAUUGGUUUCCUGCCUAUUAUAAUUGCAUCAUCAUUUAGUAUCUUAGCUUAUCAUAAUGUUCGCCAUAUAGUCCGACGACAAUUACCAAUUGUACGUCGUAAAUUAGACAAACAAAUAACAGCAAUGGUUCUUACACGUGUAAUAGCUUUUGUUUGUUUGACACUACCUUAUAAUGCUUAUCGUAUCUAUGCCAUUAAUUUUCCUAUAUCACAAAGUAUGCCUAUGGCAUAUGCAAUUGGUCGAUUAAUUCAAGUAAUUUUUUCUUCUAUCUACAUUAUAAAUUAUAUAGUAAGUCUUUCCAUUAAUCAACCAAAAUUAUGUCCAUCGGUAACAUGGAACUCUAACGCGAUAACAUUUACUAAUAGUAAUACAAUUGGCCGACAACCCUAUAGCAUUUCCAUUGAUAUCAAUAAUACUAUUUAUAUAGCAGAAGGAAAUGGUAGUCGUGUUCAAGUCUGGCUAGAAGGUAAUGCAACUCCAAUAAGAAGGAUUUCUAAUAGUUUGAUUACACCACAAGCUGUUUUUCCUUCGAUAAAUGGUGAUAUUUAUGUUGAUAAUGGUAAGUUUAAUGGUCAAGUAGAUAAAUGGACAUUAAAUACAAUAAAUGGUAUUACAGUCAUGAAUAUUACUGAUGCUUGUUAUGGUCUCUUUAUCGAUAUCAACAAUUAUCUUUAUUGUUCCAUCGAUGCAACUAAUAACGUGAUUAAACAAUCACUUGAGAAUGGUACGCUGACUAUUGCUGCAGGUACUAGUAUUGGCGGAAAUAAUGCAAAUUAG